Molecule: messenger RNA, 2366 nt
Organism: Punica granatum (pomegranate)
Lineage: Eukaryota; Viridiplantae; Streptophyta; Magnoliopsida; Myrtales; Lythraceae
Source: RefSeq, a predicted model, not a curated record
AAGAACAGUCAACCUCCCGGCUCGCCCAGUCCACCCCUUUCCCCCCCCCCCCCCCCACAUAAUCUCCUCGGGGAUUUCCCAUCACAGAAAGUGGGAAGGACGAGGAAUAUCCAUUGAUGGGUUUCCUUCGACCGUAACUGAUAAAGGGGUUGCCUGUCCUGUCGUUACUUUUCCCAGUGGAUAUCCCGAUCUCAGUUUGUCGACUCGAAGCUCAGUCAGCUCACCAUUUUUGUUUGGGCAAAAAAGAAACGCAAGGAAAUGGGUCAUGGGGGCUCCAAGGAGACCAAUUCGACACCUUCUUCCCGCACUUCCCGGUUCCGGGACCGGCUCCGCCACCCCCGCCGCCACCUCCUGCACCGCCUCAGCCGACAUGGCAGCAGCGGCAACUCCGUCAACACCUCCGCCGAGGACUUCGCCGGGAUAGCUCUGCUCACUCUACGUUCUGCAGAGAUGAAGUUCAAGGACCGGUGGCUCGCCUGCGUCUCGUUCGGAGAGCAGACCUUCCGGACAAACAUCUCGGAUCACACUGAGAAACCCGUCUGGAACUCCGAAAAGAAACUUCUGUUGGAAAGAAAUGGUCCUCAUAUUGCAAGGAUCUCCGUAUUCGAGAAAAAUAAAGUGUCAAAGAACAGUCUGAUCGGGUACUGCGACUUCGACCUACUUGAAUUCCUAGAAGAGGAGCCGGUGAAUGACUCGGAAGUCUUGGACUUGUUGGAUCCAUCAUCGUCUGACACUGUUGUGGGCCGCAUUUUAGUUUCAUGCUCUGUCGAGGAUCCAGUUGAGACGGAGAAGAGUUUUGCAAGGCGCAUUUUAUCAAUAAUGGACUACAAUGAAGAUGGAAAGCUAUCAUUCUCUGAAUUCUCUGAUUUGAUCAAUGCUUUCGGAAACGAACUGGCAGCUAAUAAGAAAGAGGAGAUUUUCAAAGCAGCUGACAUAAACGGGGAUGGAGUUGUGAGCAUGGAUGAGCUAGCCAUCCUACUAGCGCAGCAACAAGAAGAGGAACCUAUUAUGAAUCAUUGCCCUGUUUGUGGUGAGGUUCUACAAGUCUCGGAUAAAUUGAAUUCUAUGAUCCAUUUAACCCUGUGUUUCGAUGAAGGAACAGGGAAUCAGGUCAUGACCGGAGGAUUCUUAACUGAUAAACAGGCCUCAUCUGGGUGGAUUUUUAAACUAAGUGAAUGGGCUCAUUUUUCAUCCUAUGAUGUUGGCUUAAACUACGGUUCGGGCGCUGCAAACAUUGUGGUGUUUGACCGCAGAACCAAGAGGCUAGUGGAAGAAUUAAUUGAUGGGAAAAUUGUAUUAUCGAUGAGAGCAAUUUAUCAGUCCAAAUUUGGGUUGGGACUUCUUGAUGCAGGGGCCAAAGAAAUUCUGCAGAGCAUCUCCGAGAAGCAAGGGAAGAAAAUGAACACUGCUGAAUCUGCUGAAGACAUACCAAAGUUCAUUCAUUUUUUUAAGGAUCAAAUCAAUAUGGCUGAUGUUAAAUACCCACUGGAACAUUUCAAGACUUUCAAUGAAUUUUUCAUUAGAGAGCUAAAACCCGGUGCAAGACCAAUCGAGAGUCCAGAACAUGAUAAUAUUGCUGUUUGUGCUGCUGAUAGUCGUCUGAUGGCAUUUAAAUUUGCUGAACAAAGCACUAGAUUUUGGAUUAAGGGAAGAAAGUUUUCUGUUCGAGGCCUUCUGGGGAAAGAAGUAGAUUCACAACCGUUUGAGGGGGGAGCAUUAGUAAUCUUCCGGUUAGCUCCACAGGAUUACCAUCGGUUUCACUUGCCGGUCAGUGGAACUAUCGAGAAAUUUGUAGAUAUACCUGGGUGCUUAUAUACUGUCAACCCCAUCGCCAUCAACAGCAAGUACUGCAAUGUCUUCACGGAGAACAAGCGAGUCGUAUCCCUCAUCUCCACUGAAGAUUUUGGGAAGGUGGCAUUCAUUGCGAUUGGUGCUACUAUGGUGGGCAGUAUCACCUUUUUAAAGCACAAGGGUGAAUAUGCCAAGAAAGGAGAUGAGUUUGGAUACUUCUCAUUUGGAGGGAGCACGGUCAUCUGCGUCUUUGAGAAGGAUGCAAUAGAGAUCGAUGAAGAUCUCCUACAAACAAGUGCCCGAUCACUGGAAACCCUUGUUUCGGUGGGAAUGAAGCUGGGCACCUCUACUGGAAAGAGAGUUGGAGAAGAUCCAGUUAGGGGGUUGAAGGAGCUUAGUUUUUCACGUGAGUAGUUGUUUUAUGAACUUGAUACUUGCUCAUCCCAUGUGACAUAACCUUUGGUUUGUAACAUCAUUUGGUGGAGAAUGUUCAUCCUGUACAUGAAGCAAAUAAUGGUGAAUUAAUGCUGGGCAGAGUUUGCUGAUCCAAUCACUGCUCGCUUUAGAUUUAGUAA